Messenger RNA from Effrenium voratum, 579 nucleotides. Lineage: Eukaryota; Dinophyceae; Suessiales; Symbiodiniaceae. The record is from the annotation of a GenBank genome assembly.
AUGCCACACCACGGGAGUUGUUCUGGUGGCAAUCCAAGUCACAGGACCGCCCAGAUGCUCAAACAGCACCACCCAGUUCGGUCCCUACCCCAGAAGCCCCAGCCGCCCCAGCUGCCCCAGCCGCCCCAGCCGCCCCCGCCCCAGCCGCCCCAGCUGCCCCAGCCGCCCCAGCCGCCCCAGCUACGCAGUCUCCGAGUAGCCAAGCUCAGGAGAAAGGCCAAGAGGUCAAAGCAGAGCAAGCAACCAGGCCUCCUGCAAGCCACGCACCACCAGCGAAUACUGGUGGUGCAGCGAAUGCAGGUGACCCAGGGCCAGGCGCAAGCUCAAGCGCAGACCCGAACCCGAGCUCAGCCAGUGGCCCAAGUGGGACAAGGCCAAGCUCAAAGCCCGAACCCCACAGGCACAGACAUGGGCCACACGCAAGCGGCUCGGCUGACAAACCAAGCUCUGCGCCCCGAGCUUCCCGCUCCCCCUCCCCGCACAACGAGCCUGGCCGCUCAUCGGCAGCAGCGGAAGAGGAGUAUGAAAAUACUCCGUGUCAUCAUCGGAAGGCAGCAGGUCCUACUCUGCAUCAUGUGA